UGCUGUCUUUUCAGCACCACGGCGAGUCACUUCGGAACUGCAAGUUAUCAAGAAACAUCUUCAUCGUCAUUGGAUUUUUAUCAUUUUUCAUCUGUUUAUUUUUCUUUCGAAUAUAGUAUACUUUACUCAUUUGAAGAACGCUUUCAGUGGUCAAUUAUAGAUUGUUUAAAAUGAUACAUGUGUAAUUUAAAGCGCAAAUAUUUUCAUUCGCGGCGCUUACACAUUCAGUCUUGCUCGUACUGAUAAAUAUAUAUCCCCUUGCAUUUUGUCGCAUAAAGACUCAGUUAUUUAAAAAUGUGCUUUUGACAGCUCCGGAAUUCUGGACUAAAACCAUUCGUCUGAUUAAAGACAAAAAUCAAGUAAAAAUACUAUUCAGAAGGGCAGCAGAGUUUCCGGAUAUCACUGGUACUCGCACGCUCGUGUGAGAGAAGUUAAGUUGCUGCAACAGCCUGCAAUAGGUAGCUUACUGUAAUCUUUAUUCUUGUCGCCGGUAUGUUCGUCUUCGUCGUUGGACUGCUUUACUUUUACGCGCUGGGUAGCGGGAGAAUUGUGCGAGGUCAUGACGCCAAGGGUACCCGCUUUGUUUGCAGUGCGAUUCCCAAAAACGUGGAUCCGAGCUGCUCGUUUCCCCCGAAUCCCAUGCAGAGCACGAGUGCGCAGGAGGACGAGCUGAAGGGCACGGUCAUGCAGCUGCGCGAGACCGUUCUGCAGCAGCGGGAGACCAUAGUUAACCAACAGGGCACAAUCAAGGAGCUGACCUCGAAACUUUCGCGCUGCGAGACCUCCGCCCUGGACUCACCAAAUGACGGAAAAUAUCCAGGUCAAGGGUUGUGGAGACAAGACUACGGCAAAAACACCAUGGGGGACCUCCCUCGGGACCCGGCGGAAACUAUCGACCACCUCGGAAAGACCAUGCAAAGUCUUAAGGAUCGGCUCGGGAAUUUGGAGCAGCAGAUACGGACGAACGGGUCGGCCGCGGCGCCCUCCGGCGAGAUGCGCGACCUGCUGAAGGGCCGGCUGAGCGAGCUGGAGAAGCAGCUCCUCGGCAAAGUGGCCGAGCUGGAGGAGGAGAAGUCCCAGCUGUACAACGAGACCACGGCCCACCGCCAGCGCACCGAGAACACCCUCAACCAGCUGCUGGAGAGGAUCACCGAGCUGGAGAGAGGAAACAGCAAGUUUAAAUCGCCGGAGGAGUUCAAGCUGUCCCUGCCGCUGCGCACCAACUACCUGUACGGGCGCAUUAAGAAGAGCCUGCCGGAGAUGUACGCCUUCACCAUCUGCAUGUGGCUCAAGUCCAGCGCCAGCCCCGGCAUCGGGACCCCCUUCUCCUACGGCGUGCCUGGCCAGGCCAACGAGAUCGUGCUCAUCGAGUGGGGCACCAACCCCAUGGAGCUGCUGGUCAAUGACAAGGUGGCACAGCUGCCCCUGUCAGUGGGCGACGGGCACUGGCACCACGUCUGCAUCACCUGGACGACCAGGGACGGGUACUGGGAGGCCUAUCAGGAUGGGGAGAAGCUGGGCUCCGGCGAGAACCUGGCCCCCUGGCACCCAAUUAAACCGGGAGGAGCCAUCAUCCUGGGCCAGGAGCAGGACAUCGUAGGCGGGCGUUUCGAUGCCACCCAGGCGUUUGUCGGGGAGCUGAGCCAGUUCAACGUGUGGGACCGCGUCCUGCGGCCGGCCGACAUCGAGGGCCUGGCCAACUGCUCCUCGUACAUGCCGGGGAACGUGGUGCCCUGGGUGGACAGCAACGUGGAAGUGUUCGGCGGCGCCACCAAGUGGGCACUGGAGAUGUGCGAGGACCGCGUGUACGACUCGUAAAGGACCCGCCGCAAUUCCACAGAGACGCGGGAAGAAUACCCCCCCAGUGGCCCCCUACCCCUACCCUCCCAAGUGACCCCCCUAUGGCUAUGACACACCACGGCAACAAUGGUUUGACAGGUCAUAGAUCACUCAUAACCUGUUGCUGGAUCUUGUUCCCAUUUCAACUGGCUGGUAAGAGGGUUUUAUUCAUUUUUUCGGGGGGGGGGGGCAGUUUGUUUGAAUAAUAUGUAUUCACUGUGUUCAUAAACUUAUAUGCAUAUGCAUGUGAGUCAGCUGUCGGUUAGCAAAUUGUUGGUUUACAUUUAUUUUACCUUUGCUUGUGUUGUCUGGCUUUCUGUCAAUGUGUUUAAAAUGUAAAGUUAGAAAAGAUUUCAGAUUGCACUCUCUUUCUCCUGAUUGUUGACAAUUUUUGCGUGACCUGAGGUUUAAAAAAAAAACUUUUUACAACUGCUUUUGGAAUAUUUUUUUAAUAUUUCGUUGUUUCUAUGUGCUUUUACAUGAAAUCACGACAUGCAGGAGCUGAUCUGUCAAUUUGACAAUCACAGCCUAAUCCUGAAUUUAUGACAUUGUCUCCAGUGCGACCUGUGUUUCUAAACACACCAGGAGCACUUUACAAUGGAGGACAAAGAAUGUGAACACAAUCAAACUGUAUGUUGUACACUGCCACAGGCGAACAGAAUGUAUGCCGUUUGACAAGUUCACAAACACACACACACACACACAAAACACAUGUGUGCGCGCACACAUACUUGCACAUACAAAAACACGUGUGUACACACGCUUGCACAAAACACACACAUGCAAAAAUGCACUUGUGUACUCAACACGUUAGGCCUUCCAAAUCUUUCAUUUGGAAGUUUGUGUGUCCAAGACACUGGUACACUAGUGUCACUAUUGGUCCCCAGGAUCCCUUCUGGUAUUCUUACGAGGACUCUGAAGCACACUUCUCCCAAAAUCCUCGCUAUGUAACUGUAGCCUUACACAAUUUCUGACA
This is a messenger RNA of Anguilla rostrata (American eel), 2815 nucleotides long. RefSeq names its product neuronal pentraxin 2a (gene nptx2a). Bases 493 to 1818 code for a protein of 441 amino acids. NCBI's taxonomy places the organism in Eukaryota, Metazoa, Chordata, Actinopteri, Anguilliformes, Anguillidae. The transcript is spliced from 5 exons. The record is from RefSeq and is a predicted model, not a curated record.